AUCCCAGUUUUCGGAAAUGAACUUCCGAAUUGUAUCAGAAGUUCAAAUUUUUUAGUUUUUUAUUUUGUCUCGCAUAUUAAUCGAUUUCAAUUUUUUACAGGAACAUGUCAGACAACCAAUCAGCACGCAUUAGACAGGGUAGGGAGACCCAGACUGCGUCGGCUAGAGAGGGAAUGGGUGACGCUAAGGGAAGAAAGGGUUCUUCAACCUCGUGCUCUCGCGGAGUGAAGGAGGUGAAGGAGAAGAAGAAGGUUUUGACUGGUUCUGCUUCUCGUCCUCUGGGGGUCCAUGGCUCGGACGUGCAGGCUCAGUCUUCAGGCGUGAGAGUCAUGAUCAACGCUGAUGGUUCUGAGACUGAGUGGGAUGAGGAUUGGUAUAAUUAUCUUCAUUCGGAGGAGUUCGUUCAUCGGGCAGAAUAACGUGUUUUUGUUUUGUUUGAUGUGUAUUUUGUAACGCUCGUCGGGCAGAAUAACGUGUUUUUGUUUUGUUUGACGUGUUUUGUUUUGUUUUGAUUUCGGAUUGUAUCUUUCGCACAGUGUUUUUGGAUUGGAUUUAUCAUAUUAGUAUUUUCAGUUUAUCUGUUGCUUAUUUUUAUUUGGCGUUUGCGUUUAAUUAAAAUGCGAGACAGUUUAAGAAAAAACAUAAAAAAAAAACACAGUUUCUGCAUAA
This is a messenger RNA of Vicia villosa (hairy vetch), 669 nucleotides long. RefSeq lists its product as uncharacterized. The transcript has 2 exons. The record is from RefSeq and is a predicted model, not a curated record. The coding region runs from base 105 to 419 and encodes 104 amino acids. Lineage: Eukaryota; Viridiplantae; Streptophyta; Magnoliopsida; Fabales; Fabaceae.